This is a messenger RNA of Panicum hallii, 1710 nucleotides long. Its product is annotated as L-Ala-D/L-amino acid epimerase. Lineage: Eukaryota; Viridiplantae; Streptophyta; Magnoliopsida; Poales; Poaceae. The coding region runs from base 65 to 1393 and encodes 442 amino acids. The transcript has 7 exons. Gene Ontology annotation, molecular function: racemase and epimerase activity, acting on amino acids and derivatives. The record is from RefSeq and is a predicted model, not a curated record.
CUGCGCCGCUUCCCCGGGAAUCCCGCCGGCCCGGCUUCCGGUCUCCGCUUCUCCACUGGUGGCCAUGGACCCCUCGAUCUCCUCCGCGUCCUCGCCUCUUAUUCGGCUCUCCGGGAAUCCCGCCGCCAGCCCGGGCGCCAGCCCGCGGCCCGGCCUCGUCGCGGCCGCCCGCCAGCCCGGCUCCUCCUCCUCCUCCUCCACGCGCCUCCGCGCCGUCUCGCCGUCCCCGUCCCCGUCCCCGCCGUCCCCCGUGGAGUCGUUCGGCUUCGGCGCGCUCAAGGAGACCUUCUCCGUGGACGUGGCGGCGGCUGAGGCGCGCCCGCUCGACGUGCCCCUCGCCGCGCCCUUCACCAUCGCGUCCUCGCGCCUCGAGGCCGUCUCCAACGUCGCCGUGCGCGUCGAGCUCCGCAGCGGCGCCGUCGGAUGGGGGGAGGCGCCCGUGCUGCCCUCCGUCACGGCCGAGGACCAGCCGGCCGCGCUCGCCGCCGCGGGCCGGGCCUGCGACGCGCUCGCGGGCGCACCCGCGGCGCCGCUCGGCGCCAUGCUCCAGGAAGUCGCCGGUGUCCUCCCGGGACACGCCUUCGCCUCGGCUAGAGCAGGAGUGGAGAUGGCACUGAUUGACGCGGUUGCUAACAGCAUUCGCAUCCCUCUGUGGAGAUUAUUUGGAGGGGCAUCGGAUACAGUGACCACAGACAUAACGAUUCCAAUCGUGGCCCCAAAUGAAGCUGCUCAAUUGGCUGCAAAAUAUCGAGGGCAAGGGUUUCAAACGCUGAAGCUCAAGGUUGGGAAAAACUUGAACUCGGAUAUAGAAGUUCUGAAGGCUAUACGGCUCGUCCAUCCAGACUGCUCAUUUAUCUUGGAUGCAAAUGAGGGAUACACAGCUGAUCAAGCAAUUGAAGUUCUUGAUAGAUUAAACGAAAUGGGUGUGACCCCUGUACUCUUUGAGCAACCAGUUCACAGAGAUGAUUGGGAGGGUCUCCGUGAUGUUAGUAUUGUUGCCAUGGAGAAACACAAAGUUGCUGUUGCUGCUGAUGAAAGUUGUCGGAAUUUACUUGAUGCUCAGAAAAUAAUACAUGGAAAUCUGGCCCAUGUUAUUAACAUCAAGCUUGCAAAAUUAGGGGUUCUUGGAGCCCUUGAAAUAAUUGAUGCUGCAAGAAAGGCCAAUGUCGCUUUGAUGAUUGGCGGUAUGGUUGAGACUAGAAUCGCCAUGGGCUUUGCUGGCCAUCUGGCUGCUGGGCUUGGUUGUUUUAGUUUUAUUGAUCUGGACACACCUCUUUUACUGUCUGAAGAUCCAGUGUAUGGCGGCUAUGAAGCCUUUGGACCUCUGUACAAGUUUACAAACGCCCGUGGCCAUGGUGGUUUCCUUCACUUGGACAACAAUGGCUCGAAAUGAAGAUGAUAUAGUGGUUUUGUCUGUCCGUCUGGAGCUUCCUCGGGAGCAUUGCUGUGCACUCCACACACGCAUUGUUCAAAUGGACAACCACUGUUGUAACUGGAAACAAACGAGCAAUAGGAAGCAUGUAGCCUCCAGUUCAUUCAGGGUUAUAAACCUAUAACAUUUGAUCAGGGUGUAGAUAGUAUGUAUACUCAUAAGGCUGUAUCAGCUGGCAUUGUUGUUUUAUCCAAAUAUCUCAGUAACCGCUGUACAAUAAAAAAAUAUUCCUGGUUGUAAAUGUCAAUACAUGCAGCCCUGUCAAGCUUUUGGUGCUC